CGCCGCCUGCACACCCCGAUGUACUUCUUCCUGCGCCACUUCUCCCUGCUGGAGGUGGGUUUCACAUCCACCGUGUCCCCACAGAUGCUGGCACACCUGCUGGCGGCGCGCGGGACCAUCUCCCGCCGCCGCUGCUUCGCCCAGAUGAUACUCUACUUCACCCUGGGCGCCGUGGAGACCCUGCUGCUGGCCGUGAUGUCCACUGACCGCUUCCUGGCCAUCUGCUGGCCACUGCGCUACCCAGCACUCAUGACUCCCCGCGUGUGCUCUGUCCUGGUACUGGCCUGCUGGGCAGCCAGCCUCCUGGCCCUGCCUGGGCUCUUUGCCUGGAUGCUGUCUCUCCCUUUCUGUGGUCCGCGUGUCCUCAACCACUUCUUCUGCGACAGUUCCCCUUUGCUGGAGCUGGUGUGCGCAGACACCAGGCUUCUGCAGCUGGUGGCCUUCCUGGUGGCCGUCUGCACCCUGCUCAUUGCCACACUGAUCACAGCCUUAUCCUAUGGCUGCAUCAUCAGCACUGUCCUGCGCCUGCCUACAACUGGGGGUCGUAGCAAGGCCUUCUCUACCUGUUCUUCCCACAUCCUGGUGGUGUCGAUGAGCUAUGGAAGCUGCAUCAUCAUGUACCUCAACCCCACGCAGACAGGGAGGCUAGACCUCAACAAAGGAAUAGCUUUCUUCAAUACCACAGUGUCACCCCUGCUGAACCCCUUCAUCUACUGCCUCAGGAACCAACUGAUACACAGCGUGUGCAGGGAUUUGCUGCUCAGGGGAAGGGAGCUUUCCUCCAAGAUAUUCAGAGCAUAA
Grammomys surdaster is the source of this 801-nucleotide messenger RNA. Its product is annotated as olfactory receptor 49-like. The annotation marks the transcript as partial. Lineage: Eukaryota; Metazoa; Chordata; Mammalia; Rodentia; Muridae. Gene Ontology annotation, cellular component: membrane. The record is from RefSeq and is a predicted model, not a curated record. The transcript has a single exon. Gene Ontology annotation, biological process: G protein-coupled receptor signaling pathway. Gene Ontology annotation, molecular function: olfactory receptor activity; G protein-coupled receptor activity.